Messenger RNA from Suhomyces tanzawaensis NRRL Y-17324, 1197 nucleotides. RefSeq lists its product as uncharacterized. Gene Ontology annotation, cellular component: peroxisomal membrane. Gene Ontology annotation, biological process: peroxisome organization. Lineage: Eukaryota; Fungi; Ascomycota; Pichiomycetes; Serinales; Debaryomycetaceae. The transcript has a single exon. The coding region runs from base 1 to 1197 and encodes 398 amino acids. The record is from RefSeq and is a predicted model, not a curated record.
AUGCCAGACAAGUACGAACCGUACAUUUUGGCCAACUUCGAGCCCUCGGACGCCAAACAAUUGAAGUUGGCCUCCAAUUCCAACCUCCUUGUGGAUUUUCCCAUCUUGGCCUCUGCAUUAUCCCAAAUUUUUCCAUAUUUAUUACUCAUAGAUGGAUUCCUUGAAAUAGUCACCUGGACCAACGACGACCCCUACCAGAACUUCUUGUUGGUGGUGGUGUACUCAUGCAUAGUAGUGUGGUGGAGUGUCUUGAGCUGCGUGAUCUUUCCCGUGUUGAUCACAAUCACAUUUGCUUGCGUGGUGUGGUCCAUCACCUCGGUGAUCUACGACUCCAAAUUCGACGAAAAACCCACGAUUGAGGAGGUGCUCUACACGCUCCACAACAUCACCAUCCGGUUCGAGAUGUUACUCAGGCCUGUGCAGCACAUUCCCUUCAAAUUCAAGAACUACGCCAAGUUGUUCUUCAUGGCUGUGGUUUUGACCCCAAUCCAUUUGCUCCUCAUGAAGACCAUCUUGCCUCCACAACGGUUUGUGUGGAUCACAGGCCUCUUUGCACUCACGUACCACUCGCCCUGGUCGUUUGCCAUCCGGAGAUUGCUCUGGAGGUCGGUGUACAUCAGGGUAUUUGCAUUUUAUGUGACAGGCUUGGACAUCAAACUAUCGAGACACAGAGAUCCCGUGGAGUUCAAGACGGUUUCGCGGAUCCAGAGCCCCACGGCGAGUGACGAUGAGGACCUCUCAAAAGUUCAGGUGCUCAGCGAUUUCCGAAUCCUCAAAAAAUCAGUCACCUCGCCCACUCAAUUGAAGCAGGUGGUGUUGUUCGAAGUGUUGGAGAACGAGAGAAGGUGGAUCGGAUUGGGUUGGUCCAACCACUUGAUGCCCAAUGAACGCUCCAACUAUUGCUUUGCCAAGUCGUUAUCCCCGUCACCUCCAUUAUUGGACACAUCUGGAGACGAUUUCUCGUUCCCAGUAUUUGAGAAUGACAUAUAUAGCUAUUCGUGGAGCUGGCAGGACUCCGAAUGGUCGUUGGACCCACACUUCAACGACAAUGGGGCUCCAGAUGGCUGGUUGUACUACGACCGGUCCUGGGCCAACCCCAGACCCACCGAUGGAUUUUCCAAGUAUACCCGGUCCAGAAAAUGGAUUCGAAAGGCCAUUCUCUUGAUUGACAAACAGGACACGGUUUAUGACGAAUGA